AUUCCGGACACGCAUCAACAUCCACUUAUAUAUUAGCUGCUUCUCAUCUCUUUUUUUUUUCGUGUAAAACCAAGAGAGAAAAAAAAAAUGGAGUCCACGAUUCGGCACAUUUUGGCACUCUUUUCAGUGGCAUGUGUACUAGUCGGAAGCCAUGCAGAGUUGCCUUCAGAAGACUACUGGAAAUCAGUGCUCGCAAACUCUCCAAUGCCCAGAGCUGUAAAAGAUCUCUUAACACCUGAGUGGCUAGACGACAAGAGCACGAGCGUGGGCGUAACUAAGGGAGGUGUCCACGUCAGCACGGGCCACCCCAAGUCAGGUGGCACCAACGUCAACGUGGGCCACGGCAGCGUUGGGGUCCACACCGGCAAACCAGGCCACCGCACAAACGUCGGCGUCGGCAAGGGCGGUGUCACUGUCGGCACCCGAACCCGCAAGGGCAAGCCAGUCUAUGUCAGGGUCAAGCCCGGUUACAGCCCAUUUAUCUACAACUACGCGGCCACCGAGACCCAACUGCACGACAACCCAAACGUGGCCCUAUUCUUCCUCGAGAAAGAUCUGCACGCAGGCCGCAAGAUGAACCUGCAGUUCCCAAAAACUACAAACAGGCCCGCAUUUUUGUCCCGCCAGGUGGCAGAAUCGAUGCCCUUUUCCUCAAACAAACUACCCGAGAUACUUAAAAUGUUCUCACUAAACCCCGCUUCGCAAGAAGCCGAAACCGUUAAGAAAACGAUUGAAGAAUGUGAGGAGAAAGGAGUAGAGGGAGAGAAGAAAGUAUGCGCGACCUCUCUCGAGUCCAUGGUUGAUUUCGCCACCUCAAGGCUCGGGAAAGACGUGAAGGCGAUUUCGACAGAAGCCGAGAGUGGGCGGGAAAUGGAGUACGCCAUUGUUGGGGUGAAAAAAUUGCCGAACGAGAGAGGACUUGUGGUUUGCCACAGGCAGGAGUACGCGUACCCGGUGUUUUACUGCCACGAGACAGGGAAGACAGCAGCAUAUGAGGUGGAGAUGGCGACAGCUGGCAGCGGGUCGAAGGCGGCGGCAGUGGCGGUGUGCCACCAGGACACGUCAGCGUGGAACCCUAAGCAUGUGGCGUUUCGGGUGCUCAAGGUGAAGCCGGGGAGUGUGCCGGUUUGUCAUUUUCUUCCGGAGGAUCAUGUUGUGUGGUUUCCUAAGGAUUAAGAGAGGAAAAAGACAGAGAAAGAGAUGAGUGUGCUUUGUUGAUAUGGUGUGUUUUGUGUUUUUGGAUGUGUUUUUUAGCAAAUCCUAGUGGAUGGGAUGAUGGAUGUCUGUGGUUAUGCAUGUGUUUGUGAUAUAUGGAUCUGAAAUGCUGUGUUUCUUUCAGAUAGUGAAUGAAAGCAAUAAAAAUGUAUGCCCUUUUGUGUCUUUAAAAUUUAUUGGAAAGGACAAGAAACACCAGGGUUUUCUUGAAAAGUAUCGUAUUGAGAGUGUGAUUUAUCAUUUAAGUAAAUUUAGAAACAAAUGUCAGUACUAAGUAUGGAAUCUAAUGGAACAACUACAGAAUUAACAGAUUACCUUUAGG
Molecule: messenger RNA, 1537 nt
Organism: Striga asiatica
Lineage: Eukaryota; Viridiplantae; Streptophyta; Magnoliopsida; Lamiales; Orobanchaceae
Source: the annotation of a GenBank genome assembly